This is a messenger RNA of Aspergillus chevalieri, 1311 nucleotides long. Its product is annotated as Auxin Efflux Carrier superfamily. Bases 1 to 1311 code for a protein of 436 amino acids. Gene Ontology annotation, biological process: transmembrane transport. Lineage: Eukaryota; Fungi; Ascomycota; Eurotiomycetes; Eurotiales; Aspergillaceae. The record is from RefSeq and is a predicted model, not a curated record. Gene Ontology annotation, cellular component: membrane; endoplasmic reticulum. The transcript has 4 exons.
AUGGGCGCAGAAGGCUUCAUUGCACCGUUGCUGGGCGCCUUACAGGCCUGCGUGUCUGUCCUCCUCACUAUCUGCUACGGAAUCGCGGCCCAACGACUUCAAUUGAUGCAUAAGGCUUCGAUCGACGAUAUGGCAGGUUUGAAUGUCAAGCUCUUUCUGCCUGCGUUGAUCAUUGUCCAUUUGGGCGAGCAAUUGCAUGCUGGGAAUCUGUUGAACUAUGUUCCUGUCCUGGUUUGGUCGAUGAUUUACACCGGCGGUUCAAUCGGAUUCGCAUACCUCCUCACGAAGGGAUUCAAACUCCCACCCUGGGUUACACCGGCUUGUACCUUCAACAACACCACAUCACUCCCGUUGCUCCUCUUACAGUCUCUGGAAAGCGUUGGAAGUCUUCAUCCGAUUGUUCGUGGUGAAGAUACGGUCCCGGAUGCAAUUCGCCGGGCUCAAAGUUACUUCCUCGUUUGCGCCGUGGUCAGCAAGACUAUUGGAUACGCUGUCGGUCCCAGGUUGCUUGAGGCGCAGACCAGCAGCGAUGAUGGACAAGGUAGACGCAUAACAGAGGCAGAACAGGGCGAUGCCGAAGCGCAUCAUGCUUCAGCAGCGCAGCAGGAGGAUGCCAAUGAGGAAACCUCUUUACUCCCAGACCGCGCACACAAAGCAGGUCGUCAAAUUCGCAGUCAAAUUAAGCACUACGGGGGAUUUGUCACGUCGUGCCUCCCAAAACGGGUCAAGCAACGACUUCUGGCGCCAUUUGAAUCUCCAUUUGCAGAUGUCAUGAUUACUUGUACGAUAGUCGGCGUGAUUUUGGGAUCUGUGCCGCAACUACACAAGGCAUUCUUUAACCACUCAGAUGAGGGUGGUAUUUUCAACGCAUGGUUAACGUCCAGUGUCAAAAACAUUGGUCAGUUAUUCACGACGCUUCAGAUCUUCAUCGUCGGAGGGAAACUAGGUCUCGGUUUUGAACGGAUGAAAGGUAGAUCUGGUCGUAUCCCUUUCAGGGCGAUUUUGACUAUUUUCCUCGUUAGAUUGGUUCUAUGGCCUGCAAUCAGCAUUUCUGUCAUCUAUGCCCUUGCCAAGGGGACAAACAUCCUCCAGACCGACCCGAUUCUCUGGUUUAGUAUGAUGCUAAUGCCUGCUGGACCGCCGGCGUUGGUGAUAUCAGGAUUAGCUGAAUUGGCUAAGAUUCCUGAAACGGAGGAGAUUGAGGUGGCGAAAACGUUGACGAUCAUGUAUGCAUUGUCGCCAUUUGUAUGUCUGUCCAUCACGGGAGCGUUGAAAGCUUCUCAAGCUGCAUUGGAUGCGAGGAGUUUAUGA